UCGCUCACCGACCGAGGGACCCCGGUCGCAGUCAGGACUCGGCUGUCCUGUCGACACCACAUCCACCACGCGAUCCGCACGCGUACGAUCGAACGGAACGAGAACGCGCGGGACACAGGACCCAUCCUCGCCGUUAUCAGGAUAACAUAAGGACGAACGACAGCAUCGUACGAGAGGCGCGAAGAUCGAUAAUACGAGAUCGUCUGAACGGGUGACAACAACGGGCGACGAGAUCUCCCUCUCUCUCUCUUUCUCUCUCUCUCUUUCUCUCUCUCUCUCUCUCUCUCUCUCUAGUCAACGAAGAAGGAUAAUUGUGAGAUAUCGUUUGAUUUGAUCGAUGAUCACCGCGCUGGCAACCGCGGUAUCGUUGUACGAUCGGUGACCGGUUGAAAGGAUUUGGAAGGAAUCCGCGCCGAAAAACGUGGGCCGCGUGACGCGCGGCGAAAGAGAGCGAGGGAAGGUGUCUGUCGGUCGAACACCACGUGGUCGCCGCCGCCACGAGGCACGGCCUCUUGCAACAGGGAAUCGUUUCCGAUUCGUCGUCGCGGAGGCUCGCGAGCAUCGUGUUUCCAAGAUGUUCGAUCGGACGUUACGAUCUGGAUACUUGUAGAUAUCUCAUCGGUUGAAGAAUCAAGAGGAAGAAGAAGAAGAAGAAGAAGAAGAAGUGCUCUGAGAGUGCGGGGAUUAGUGUGCCGUUGUUGAAAAACCAGGUGUGCCUUCUCUCUUUCUAUAUAUAUAUAUAUACAUAUAUAUACCGUUUCCCCUCUUCGUUUUCUUCCAUCUUCUUCUUCUUCUGUUCCUCCCUUCGACCGACCGAAUAUCUUCUCUUUUCUCUCCCGUGGGUGAACGCGUCGAACUGUUUACAUGCAUCGUGGAACGCGGAAAAGAGUUUGACGGAAAAAAAAAAAAAAAAAGAAAAGAAGAAAGGAAAGAAAAGAAAAAGGAAAGGAUAAGGAGAAAGGGGAAAAAGAAGAAUCGGGGACAGGUGGAAAAGUGAGAAAAAUUGGAGUUGAACCGGAAGUGCAGCCAGCUACCCUAUCGGCUUCAAGGUCAUGGAAUGACGCAUAAGAUCAUCCGGAGCGACGAGCAGGAGCAAAGCCGAGGGUGAUAGAAGCGGGUGUGAUGAGCGGAUAUCUCGGUAACAUCCCCCUGCCCCCAACAUUGUUGCACGACCCGAAGUAUCCUCCAGCCAUGCGGGAGAAAGACUCGAGUCCGAGAAAAAUGCCGGGCCACAUAAGCCCGAAGCAAGCUAGCAUCUAUCCUCUGAGCGUCCGUGUCCCCGAUGUGGAAGAAUUGCCUUACGACCUGAGCCACGGCCACGGCCGAGGCCUGUCAAGCCCCACCAACCAGCAACAGCACAGGCAGCAACAGCCUCACAUGAGCCCAGCCGCGAGGCCGCCCCAAUCUCACCACCAGGAGGAUCUCGACUGCGAGCCGUUGGAUCUCCGCGUCGAUCACAAGAAGGAAAGAUUAACGGACGAGAAUCAGAACGAGAUCGAGGUUCUGAAUCAGAACAGUUUAGGGGGAGGCCUGCCGUAUCACACGGUAUUAUUUCCCCAACAUCACACCGUCCACCCGUUGGUCCUCGAGGCCAUGUACCGGUCCCAUCAUCACGGCUCGUCGGUUCCCGACCUGCCCAAGAUCCAGGUGCGAGCUCUGCCCACCAUGGUACCGUUACCGCCCAACAGAUUCUCUUCCACCGCGUCCUCCGCGUCCUCCGUUUCCUCCCAGGCCGCGGCGAGGGUCCCCAGCCCCUCCCCGGGCGGGCAGCAGCAUCAACCGCCCCAACAACAAAGUCACUCGAGUCAGCAGCAGCAGCACCAGCACCACCAGCACCACCAGCAACAAGCGUCCGCUAUUCCGCCGUAUUCAAUCAGCGUGCAGGCAGGCCUGAAGCCGAAGGACAGAUACUCGUGCAAGUUCUGCGGUAAAGUGUUCCCCAGAUCGGCCAAUCUGACGCGGCACCUGAGGACUCACACGGGCGAGCAACCGUACAAGUGCAAGUACUGCGAGAGGAGCUUCAGCAUCUCGAGCAACUUGCAACGUCACGUGAGGAAUAUUCAUAACAAGGAGAAACCGUUCAAGUGCCCGUUGUGCGAACGGUGUUUCGGGCAACAGACCAAUUUGGACAGACACUUGAAGAAGCACGACGCCGACGGGCCAACGAUACUCGACGAGGUCAGAUCGAGGUAUCACGGACAGUUGCCGAGAGCGGACGAAUCUUACUUCGAGGAGAUUCGCAGCUUCAUGGGGAAGAUCACCUCCCAGAGACAGGGGAUACCUUAUUUCCCUGGAUUGUUGGGGCACGGUGGGGACGAGUUCAGGAACGACAAGCAACAGCUCCAGUUGGAGGAGAAAAGAGGCGACUCUUCCUACUUCAGCGACAGGGAUAAUCUGAGCUCGAGGUCGAGCAGCACCGCGAGCAGACCCGAGAGCGUCCAAGAGGAGCAACGGGAAGUUAAUUCCCCUCCCCUGUCACCUGGAAACAACACUUGAGUCAGGGAAUCGUGAUCGUACGUUCGAUGAACGAUUUUCGUCGGGUACGGUUAAGUGGAGAGAUCGAUGCGCUUCUUCUUCGAGAAGUUUUUUUAUGGACCUAUUUCUUCUUCUUUUCUUUUUCUUUUUUUUUCUCUUUUUUUUUUUUUUUUUGUGAGAAGAGAUAGAUCGAAUUUUCCCUCGCAAAGAUAAAACGUAAAUCUUAUGAAUUUGUUUUUUUUUUUUUCUGCAUCGAAUGAAUUUCGAAUUUUCCCCCGAAUUCGUUUCACAUUCCCAAUGAAAUAAUUUCGAUAUCUCGUGGUAUUCGAGUUCUUCGAUCUUUAGUCGAAAGAGGUGCCUUAAAAAAAAUGUGCCUAAAAUGUUCGAAGUAUUUGCAAUGCAAAGUUUACUGUUACGAUUAAACGAAGUUAGAUGGCAAGCAGAUAUUUUAAUAUUGUUAUACGUCAGCGUGCGUUUUGAUUAAUUAGGUAUGUAAAUGAAUUUUUUAUUAUAAAAACAAAAUGCCGUUUGAUCUUUUUUUUUUAUAAUAAAUUCAAUAAUGUCACGAUCUAUAAAUAAAAGUAAUACUUCUUUGAAUAGAAAAUUAAUUUAUAUGCCUAAUAAAACGCGUGAAACCGUCGUUGUUCGUAAAUUAAUCGUCGAAGGUAUUAAUUUAUCCAAUUAAUUCGGAUAAAAUUAUACACGAUUCUUUAAAGUUAAAGUUACUCUCGUUCCCAUCUUCGUAAUUCGAAGAUUAAUUUAUCGAACGUUUGUGAUAACAAAAGACACGGAACAUUAACGAUUAUUAGCGCGAAUUGUCAAAUUGAAAAUAUUUUUAUCGUCUUUAUCUCUUUUCUCGUCAAGCCGUUAAAAAAAGAAAAAAAAUAAAGAACAAAGCAAAAGAAAGAAUCGUUUCAUCAUCGUCAUCUUAUUGGAUCGUUCCGAUUGAAGCGGAAGAUCGUUUCGUCAAGGAAGCAAAAUCGUCGAGGAGGAAAGAAGGAAAAAAAAAAAAAAAAAAUAGCAGGAGAAAAGUCCAAAUAAACGUCCAAAUAAAUACGUUCCGGAUGGAAAGGAUAGCUGAAAACGACGCUUAGCGAUUUUACGACCUAGAAAGUGAAUGUCAACCACUCCAUCGCCUCGAUCCCGAUCCACGAUACCGAUCGCCGAUCCACUGACGGCAGACAAUAAAAUAGAAAUCGAUGGGCGGAUCUGCGGGUUUGUUAAUCGGCCGCCACGAAAUCGUCCUCGGCCGGAAGGAAACUUUGCGACACGAGCCAUUAAAUUCAUCAUUUGAGCAAGUCCGCGAUGAAAUAUCUUCUUAGUAGCUUCGAAGAAAUAGUUUCCGCGAGGCAAGUGAUUAUUAGAAAAACCAAUUAUCUUGGAAUUCGAUAUUAAAAAUUCGGUAUUGGUAAUUCGAUACAUGUGAAAAAUUCAAUAUCGAUGCGAAACCUAAAAUUAGAAAAUAACUCUAAAGAAUUGGAGAAUCACAAAAUCAAAAUAAAAAAAAACUUGGAAAAAUUAAAAAAUUAGAAAUCCAA
Messenger RNA from Apis laboriosa (Himalayan honeybee), 4013 nucleotides. Its product is annotated as MDS1 and EVI1 complex locus protein EVI1-A-like. Gene Ontology annotation, cellular component: nucleus. Gene Ontology annotation, molecular function: DNA-binding transcription factor activity, RNA polymerase II-specific; RNA polymerase II cis-regulatory region sequence-specific DNA binding. Bases 1123 to 2496 code for a protein of 457 amino acids. Gene Ontology annotation, biological process: regulation of transcription by RNA polymerase II. The record is from RefSeq and is a predicted model, not a curated record. Lineage: Eukaryota; Metazoa; Arthropoda; Insecta; Hymenoptera; Apidae. The transcript is spliced from 2 exons.